CAAAUUUCACUCAGACCCCCUGAGGUAUCUGACAAAGACAGACAGUACCCCCCAGUUUUGAGAAAUGGCAGGGACCUCCCUUGUCAGAAACGGAACCCAAACGGAGCUAACCAUGAACUUGGAAUUACUUUUAUGCCCCUCAGUAAAAUUCAAAGACUUCACGCGGGUUUGCAGGUGUCUGAGAUAGAUUAGACAUGGUGCAAAAGUGGGUUUAGCUUUCACCCAUCUCAAGGUAAAGUGGUAGGUGGAAUUGGCGGGAGAUUUGGGUUGCAUGCAUAUGGGAUCUGUAUAUAUAUACACCACUAUACGUCUAUACCUACUCAUAACAGUUGUACAAAAACAGAGCCAAACAAAACCCACUUUCAGCAGAGGAAAAAAUAUGUGAAAAUGGGUUAGGCUUUUGAUCGAUUCUACAAAGAAAGGGAGAUAACUGUUAGAUAUCAGUUGUACAUAGGAGGCAUGGAUACUCCAUUGUAUUUCGACAUUAAUGUCCACUUCAGAGGAAGGAUGACUGAGAUUAAGAACAUAGACCCACUGGCGUACUCCUACAUCGAUUUGUUGGAAGAUGUCACUGAAAGGAGUUUAUCUGUUCUGCCAUGCAAUACAGGUUGUACCAUCACAUUUUUGUUUCAAGUCCCUGGGUCUAAUGAGAAGAUUGUUGUUGGGUGCGACUUAGAUGUAGUGGACAUGUUUAGACUCUGUUCUAGGACAUGUCUUAUUGACUUGUUUGUUGAUGUAGGUGAUGCUGAUGGUCUUGGUUAUACAUUACCUAUAGGUCCUCAAGUUGAUGUUAAUGUUAAUGAGUUUGUCCAUCCUCAAGUUCAUGUCAAAGUUAAUGAGUCUUUCCAUCCUGAAACAGAUUUUUCUAUUUUUAAUGUUCAUGAGUCUGCCCAUGAAGUGGUUAUUAGUGAUGACACAUCUGAUAAUGAUCCCUUUGCAGUUUGGGUAGAUGCAUCUGAAAUUAGUAGCGAUGGGUUGUCUAGUUACUAAUCUGAUGAUGAAAGUGGUAGGGAAUCCUCUGAUCAUGAUGAUAAUGACCAUGGUGAUAGUGGUUCUAAGUCUAAAGGCUUUGACAGUAGCACAUUUGGCCAUGAGUUUUAUGUUGAAAAAGAAGGUCCUAUUAAAUUUGAAGUUGGUAUGCUUUUUGGUGAUAUAAACAAGUUUAGGGAAGUUCUCAAAGAGUACACCAUUCAACAAGGUUGUAAAAUUGUUAGGGAUAAGAAUGAAAAGGGAAGGGUUACUUGUCACUGUGCAGCUUUAGGUUGUGAGUGGAGGAUUCAUGCAUCUCUUAUACCUGAUGACAUAACAUAUAAAAUUAGGUCAUACAAUGGAGAGCAUACCUGUCUAAGUUCAACCAUUAGUGUUGAGGCAAACUCUACUUGGAUUGCAAAGAAAUUUGCUACCACAUUGAGGGCAAAUCCUACAAUGACCCUUGAUGCCAUGCAAGCAGAGUUGCAACAAAAGUUUGGGAUUGAGGCCUCUAGAAUUCAACUGUAUAGAGCUAAAAGAAAAGCCAUGGA
Messenger RNA from Rhododendron vialii, 1520 nucleotides. RefSeq lists its product as uncharacterized. NCBI's taxonomy places the organism in Eukaryota, Viridiplantae, Streptophyta, Magnoliopsida, Ericales, Ericaceae. The record is from RefSeq and is a predicted model, not a curated record. The transcript is spliced from 2 exons. Bases 460 to 990 code for a protein of 176 amino acids.